UCUCUUUGCUCCCUCUCUCUUCUCUCUCUCUCUCUCUCUCUCUCUCACACGCGAAGGAACGAAAAUGGAAAGAGGAUUCGAAUUCGAGCACCUCCUCCCCACGCCCUGCUAAUUCUCUAGGGUUUCUCCUCCGAUCCUGGGUUAAAUCGUCGAGCUUGUAGCGCUCGAGAAGCUUCUCUAGCUAAGGCCUUCGCUCUGGGCGGCGCUAUGGCGGGGUCGUUGGUGGAGAGGGCGACGAGCGACACGCUGAUCGGGCCCGAUUGGGCGAUGAACAUCGAGAUAUGCGACAUCAUCAAUCGCGAUCCUGCGCAAGCGAAAGAUGUUGUAAAAGCAAUCAAAAAGCGUAUCGGGCAUAAGAAUCCGAAGGUUCAGCUUCUUGCUCUUACACUGCUGGAGUCGCUGAUUAAGAAUUGUGGGGACGUAGUCCAUGUGUUUGUCGCUAAGAAAGAUGUGCUGCAUCAGUUGGUCAAGAUAGUGAAGAAAAAAAAGUCUAACUAUCAUGUCAAGGAGAAGAUACUAACAUUGAUAGAUACCUGGCAAGAAGCUUUUGGUGGCCCAAGUGCAAGAUAUCCACAAUACUAUGCGGCAUACCAAGAAUUGUUGCGCGCGGGAGCUGUAUUUCCCAAGAGAACCGAGAGGUCCACGUCUAUAUUUACUCCUCCACAGACACAGCCUCUAAGAACCUAUCCUCCAUCCGUGCGCAGUGCUGAUUAUGAACAGGAAGCACCUGAGACUUCUGAUGGAUCUACCUUUCCUGCUUUAAGCCAUAUUGAGAUUGAAAAUGCCCGUGGUAUCAUGGAUAUUCUUGCAGAGAUGCUGAAUGCUAUAGAUCCUGGUAACAGAGCGGGAGUCAGACAAGAGAUAAUUGUUGAUCUUGUAAAUCAAUGUCGCACUUACAAGAAGAGAGUAGUACAACUCGUGAAUGAGACCUCGGAUGAAAGACUGCUUUCCCAGGGACUUGCUUUAAAUGAUGAUUUGCAGCGUGUGCUAGCAACACAUGAUGCUAUUGCUGCAGGAAUUGCAGUUCGUGUGGAGAAACCAAAGCCUUCUCAGGCAAUUGUUAAUGUAGAUUAUUCUGUAGUCGCGAAACAGGAUGCAAACAAAGAGCUGGUUAAGAGCUCUGGUGCAAGUGCAAGCACGAGCAUAAACACAAGCAAUCAACCUCCUCUUCAGCAAUUAUUACUACCCGCCCCUCCUGCAGAAUCCUCUGGUUCAGCAACUGCUCCUGUAAUGUUUGAUACCACUAUGGAUCUUCUUAGUGGUGAAGACUAUAAUGCACCUGCACCUGAAAAUUCACUAGCCCUCGUCCCUGUAAAUGGUCCUCUGGCUGCUUCUACUUCCACUUCUACUCCCAGUCAAAACUUAGCUCUCGCUGAUUCGUUUCCCCAAAGCAAGACCAGCAACAACAAUAACAAUUACAUUCGGGCCAAUUCUAUCAACUCUUUGGGUUCAAAUCCUACUUUUAAGGCAUCGCGGGCAUAUUUUCCUCCUCAGCAUCCGCCGCAGCCUCGGCAGAAAUCACAGCCCGUGGUUUAUCAGGACGGGGGAACUUCGAACUGGGUGACAUUUAAUGAUCAAGCAUCCCAACUGAAACUUGCAAGUUCUGCAUCAAAUGGUCAACUUGCCCAAGGAGUGAAUCCGCAGCAGCAAACACUACAUUAUGGUAGAGAUGAUCAAGGCAACGCCCUUCCCCCACCACCCUGGGAAGCUCAGCCAUCGGACCAUCCAGGAGGUAUGCAGCUUCAACCGAUGCCGAACAUUCUGCCCGGAGGUAUGCAAUCUCAACCCAUCCAAGUUGGGCCGAUAGCGCCCACAGGCCAGCUUGCACUUCUCCAGCCUCAGCCAAUGCAAAAUGCCCAACUCGUCGGCAUCUACUCUACAGUAUACUCUCAACAAAUGAUAGGAACACAGUUGGUGGGUGUUCACCAACAACCCAUGUAUGUAUACCCACAGCAACAGGAAACUCAGAUCUACAAUCAAAUAGUGCCAGUGUAUGCAACCUAUGCGAAUCCAAAUGAGCUUUCUAGGAGAAUGAAAUCACUUUCUAUGAAACAUAAUGCUUCAUACGGACCCAUGAAGCCCACUCCGUCUUCCUCGACUUCCACAAAGCAAUCCGAUGAGCCCGCCAAGCCCAGAGAUAAUCUGUUUGGUGAUCUUCUCACCUUUGCUAAAUCGAAGCAAAAUAAACCCCCUGCCGGUACACUUAAGAGCUUGUAGAUUUACUGCACGCAUACUAUUCUUCUUCUCUUUUCCUCCUAUAUCUGUAUAUCAUUGUUUGUUCUUGAUCUUGUCUAUAAACAAUUCCACUUUACAUAGUGUUUAUAUAGAGUUCUACGUCUUUUAUAUCGUGACAAAGUGCUUCUUACAGGUCUUACUAGCUGUUCUGUACAUAUUUGUAUUGUCAGUGUCCGGUUUUGUUUCAGAAUAUUCGAAAUGGCUUGAUUUAGCUGUAAAUAUACAUCAAUAUGAUUGAUCAAUAAAGAGCUGGAUCGAUCUAUGAAGCUUCA
This is a messenger RNA of Ananas comosus (pineapple), 2507 nucleotides long. Its product is annotated as target of Myb protein 1-like. The transcript has 10 exons. The record is from RefSeq and is a predicted model, not a curated record. NCBI's taxonomy places the organism in Eukaryota, Viridiplantae, Streptophyta, Magnoliopsida, Poales, Bromeliaceae. Gene Ontology annotation, biological process: protein transport to vacuole involved in ubiquitin-dependent protein catabolic process via the multivesicular body sorting pathway. Gene Ontology annotation, molecular function: phosphatidylinositol binding; ubiquitin binding. Bases 208 to 2217 code for a protein of 669 amino acids.